Messenger RNA from Fusarium odoratissimum NRRL 54006, 1983 nucleotides. RefSeq lists its product as uncharacterized. Gene Ontology annotation, molecular function: DNA-binding transcription factor activity, RNA polymerase II-specific; zinc ion binding. Gene Ontology annotation, biological process: regulation of DNA-templated transcription. The coding region runs from base 129 to 1946 and encodes 605 amino acids. The record is from RefSeq and is a predicted model, not a curated record. The transcript has 2 exons. NCBI's taxonomy places the organism in Eukaryota, Fungi, Ascomycota, Sordariomycetes, Hypocreales, Nectriaceae.
GUUGAGAGGAACUUUGCAGAGGGUGCCAUGUGUGAUACCCUUCCUGCAAGUACCGCAUAUUCGACAUGACUCAAGAGGUCUAACAGCUAUCGAUAAUACCUUGUGAGGUUUUCCGUAUUGUCCAGAUCAUGAAAAGCUUCCGAAAACGCUUUCCCGCAACUUUGAAAAUGCACGGUAUGCCUCCAGAUAAACCGAAAAAGACCACUAUUCAUCGUACCCGAACCGGCUGUUAUACGUGCCGCACCAGACGCCGCAAGUGCGAUGAGGCUAGACCAGAAUGUGCCAACUGCGUCCGGCUGGGCUUCAAGUGUGAAGGCUAUGGUGUGAAGUUGAGAUGGGCAAAUGAUGCGAAAGAGCACGAGUCAGCAGCAAAGGGUAUCGAUUCUCACCGUACGACAAAGAGAGCUCUUGUUCCAAAAGCUGCGAUAGGAUCACCAGCGUUGCCGGGAAACCUGCAAUUUCGGUCAUCAUUCCCCUUGGGUUCAGAUGGGCGAGAUUCUUUACUCUUACGACAUUUUGUCACUGAUAUUUCGACGUCCUUGGCGCCGUUCGUAGAUGAUGUAACUGGGGAUCUGUGGUUACAUCCUUUUCUAAGACCAGCAAUUAUGUCCCUUGCCGCUGCCAACCUCCACCAGCUGCAUCUCAUGAACCAAGGAUUCCCACCUGGAGACUCAACACCAUCAAGUAACCCUCAAAUGACCACCAUAAGCUUUUACAAGCAGCAGGCAAUUUCUUUGUACGCUACGGCCGUCAAGACGCUCAGCAAUGCUAGCUUGGAGGGUAGCGACGCCGUUGGUCUGUACCUGACUGCUGUUCUCCUUCUUUCACUCUUCGAGUGGGACUUUGGGAGCGCUGGAUCUUACUUUACCCACUUGGAUGGCGCUGACACUAUCGUGUGCUUGGGGUUCGAGAACAUCAUCAGUCUACCAUGGGGACCAUUGAUCUUGCGAAGCUGGGCUAUACUGCGCCACACGAAAUUUACCCGACAGCUACCUUUCAGGCCACUUGAGAGGGAAAAGUUCAGCGAAACUGAUAGGAAGACCUCACAGUUGUCCAGUCGAGUUCUCGAUGGAACGGGGAAUCUGCAAGCUCUUCUUACGGACGCGUUCGCGCUGCGUAACCGCCUAGUCCUUCAGAUAUGUUCAGAAAAGCAAGGGAUCGAAGAUCAUUGCGCACUUCAAUACUGGCGACUAUGGUACUCAAAGGUAUUCGGAUUUCCUUACGCUUCAGAAGUACAGGGCCACCACUUGACAGAGAUGCACAAGUCUCAAAUCCUGGAUAGUCUUUAUCAAAAUGAAGUGCAGCUUCGCGUAUGGCGAGAAGCACUACCAAGGAUUGCAGAGCCGACCAUUCCUCAUAUGCCGUCGAACAGUAAUAUUGAUUGCCGAGGUGGCUUUUCACCACAUAUUCUCCACUGGACUUUUCUGCAACAUGAAAAUGUGUUGAAUUAUCUCAAUUAUCUGAUGGGUAGGAUCAUAUCCUCGCGAGAAGUACUUGACCUCUAUCUACUCGACGACAAUUUUCCGGACCCCUUGCUACCCUUGCAUCCACUUAUUGUUGAUGCAUUAUCCGUCAUAGAGACCCUCGAUCCAGAAAAUUCUAUCAAGCACGACAUAUACGGUAAUGGCCCCUUGUGGAUCUUUGGCGCAUUAUCUACAUGUGCACCUGAUCUUAGAGUUGUGAACUACCUUUUGGAUGUGGUAUUACCACGCUUUCGCCCAUUCGGGAGUUGCGGGCCUUUGCUGGAGACUAUUAUUCAAGAGACUCAAAUCAUCACUUGCAUCAAAUCAGAGAUCGAAAGAGGCAGAUUGACCUUUCUGUGCGAUCCUGAUGUUGUCUUGACCGCUGACUUUGCCCUCGACGAGGAAUCCAUGGUAUAUACAAAGAUGGCAGUGGUGGGACGGCAUAGACAAGGAUUUCAUAGAGAUGUUGUAGCUGUAGACUGAAUUGUUGAAGUUAUUCCAAUAUAAACUAUAGUGAUAG